Molecule: messenger RNA, 3481 nt
Organism: Hemibagrus wyckioides
Lineage: Eukaryota; Metazoa; Chordata; Actinopteri; Siluriformes; Bagridae
Exons: 20
Coding region: 117-3107 (996 amino acids)
Biological process (GO): proteolysis; collagen catabolic process; extracellular matrix organization
Cellular component (GO): extracellular matrix
Molecular function (GO): zinc ion binding; metalloendopeptidase activity
Source: RefSeq, a predicted model, not a curated record
UGCUUUCAGGAAAGGGUAAACAGAUUGAUCGUAAAUAAGAGGGUGGGAGUGGGUGGAUAGAGCAGAUAUAAACUCAUCAUCAUCCCUCCAGGACUCCAGUGGAAGAGAGCUUGAAGAUGGGGGACACAACCAUUCUCGUGCUGAUGCUCGCAGCGUGUCUGCCGCUUUGCAGUGGAGCUCCUGCAACAUCCGAAGCAGAUCAGGAGAAAGCUGAGGAAUAUUUGAAGCAGUUCUACUCGAAUCCCAGCACUCCGUCCAUCAGUGGGAGACGAGUAAAAGUACAGGACUUUGAGUCUGUCCUGAAAAAAAUGCAGGAGUUUUUUGGACUCCAAGUGACGGGCAAGCUAGACACCAACACCAUUGAGGUGAUGAAGAAGCCACGCUGCGGUGUUUCCGAUGUUUCCAACUUCGGACAUUUCAACGGCAAGCCCAAGUGGGAUAAGCAGACUAUCACAUACAGAAUAACCGAGUACACGCCAGAUCUGAGUCAGAGGGAAGUAGAUGCCACGAUUGCUCAGGCGUUCAAGCUUUACAGCGACGUCACUCCACUCAGCUUUAAGCAGAUCUACAGCGGCACGGCCGACAUCAUGAUUCUCUUCAAAGCCAGAAAUCAUGGAGAUUUUCACCCGUUUGAUGGGCCGGGUAAAGUUCUGGCUCACGCCAUGUCUCCUGGUGCUAAUGAAGGAGGUGAUACACACUUCGAUGAGGAUGAGAAAUGGACUCUGAGCUCAGCAGGUAUAAACCUGCUCCUGGUGGCUGCACAUGAGUUCGGCCACGCUCUAGGACUGGAUCACUCACAAGAUUCCUCGGCUCUCAUGUACCCUACAUACAAAUACGUCAACACUCAGGGAUACCAGCUGCCUCUGGAUGAUAAACAAGGAAUCCAGGCGCUCUAUGGUGCUCGUCAAACCCCAAAUCCUCAACCACAACCCAAACCACAGCCUCAACCAAAUCCACAACCAGGAGCAAAACCACCAGCACGGUGCAGUCGUGACUUAGUGUUUGAUGCUGCAACCAGCAUAAGAAACGAACUUUACUUCUUCAAAAAUAACUAUUACUGGAAGAAAAGCAGCCGGAUGAAAGAUAUUCCCCAGACUCUAAUCAGAUCCACGUGGCCUUCCAUCACAUCUGUGGAUGCAGCUUAUGAGCUAAAAGGAAAAGGCAUCAGUUACUUUUUCAAAGGUCAGAACUACUGGGCUGUGACAGCAACCUCCGUUUUACCCGGAUAUCCGAAGAACAUUUUACAUUUUGGCUUUCGGCCAUUGGUCACAAAGAUCGACGCUGCAGUGCACGUGGCAUCCACAAGACGCACACUGUUUUUUACUGGGGAUAAAUAUUGGAGCUUUAAUGAGAACACUGGAAAGAUGGACACCGGUUUCCCCAAACCCAUUUACGUUGAUUUCCCUGGAAUCGGCUCCAAAGUGGACGCUGCUUUUGAAAACUACGGUUUCCUGUAUUUCUCUGAUGGAGCCAGACAAACAGAAUACAAAUACAGCAGCAGAAGUGUGAAUCGUGUACUGCUGAAUUACGGAUGGCUGAAUUAUAUUCCAGAAUCCCAGGACCUUGUGUCCCACAUGUACAGUAGCGAAUGGCUAUGCAGGAGAGGGUGGGUGUGGGUGGAUACUGCAGAUAUAAAUCAUCCACCCAGGACACCAGAAGAAGAGAGCUUGGAGAUGAAGGACACGGCUGUUCUCGUGCUGGCGCUCACAGCAUGUCUGUCGCUUUGCAGCGGAGCUCCUGCGAUGUCCAAAGACGAUCAGAAGAAAGCUGAGGAAUAUCUAAAAGAGUUCUACUCGGAUUCCAGCGCUUCGUCCAUCCACAUGAGUCAAGUCAACAUGCAGGAUUUUGAAACUACCCUGAAGAAAAUGCAGGAGUUUUUUGGGCUUCAGGUGACAGGAAAGCUAGACACAGACACCAUUGAGGUGAUGAAGAAGCCACGCUGCGGUGUUUCUGAUGUUUCCAAUUACGGACAUUUCUAUGGCAAACCCAGGUGGCAUAAGCAGACCAUCACGUACAGAAUAACCGAGUACACACCAGAUUUGAGCCAGAGGGAAGUGGAUGACACAAUUGCUCAGGCAUUCAAACUGUACAGCGACGUCACUCCGCUCGACUUUAAGCAGAUCUACAGCGGCACGGCCGACAUCAUGAUUCUCUUCAAAGCCAGAAAUCAUGGAGAUUUUCACCCGUUUGAUGGGCCGGGUAAAGUUCUGGCUCACGCCAUGUCUCCUGGUGCUAAUGAAGGAGGUGAUACACACUUCGAUGAGGAUGAGAAAUGGACUCUGAGCUCAGCAGGUAUAAACCUACUCCUGGUGGCUGCACAUGAGUUCGGCCACGCUCUAGGACUGGAUCACUCACAAGAUUCCUCGGCUCUCAUGUACCCUACAUACAAAUACGUCAACACUCAGGGAUACCAGCUGCCUCUGGAUGAUAAACAAGGAAUCCAGGCGCUCUAUGGUGCACGUAAUGGUGGAGGUGGUGGUAAGUGCGAGUGCACAUGUCCACAACCAACUUCACAACCCCAACCCAAUCCACCAGAGCCAUGCAACCGGGACUUAGUGUUCGAUGCUGCAACCAACAUAAAAAACGAGCUUUACUUCUUCAAGAAUGACUAUUACUGGAAGAAAAACAGCCUGAUGAAAGAUAUUCCCCAGACUCUAAUCAGAUCCACGUGGCCUUCCAUCACAUCUGUGGAUGCAGCUUAUAAUCUCAAAGGAAAAGGCAUCAGUUACUUUUUCAAAGGUCAGGACUACUGGGGUGUGACAGCAACCUCCGUUUUACCCGGAUAUCCCAAGCAAAUUUCACAGUUUGGCUUUCCUGCAUCAGUCAUGAAGAUUGACGCUGCAGUGCACGUGGAAUCCACGAGACGCACACUGUUCUUUACUGGGGAUAAAUUUUGGAGCUUUGAUGAACUCUCUGGAGAAAUGGACGCUGGUUUUCCAAAAUCCAUUAAAACAGAUUUCCCAGGUAUUGGCUCCAAAGUGGAUGCUGCUUUUGAAAACUACGGUUUCCUGUAUUUCUCUGACGGAGCCAGACAAACGGAAUACAAAUACAGCUACAGAAGCGUGAAUCGUGUGCUGCUGAAUUACGGAUGGCUGGACUGCUACUAAACAAAUUGCCACAAUAUAAAACAUUUAACAGAACACACUAUAAUAAGUUACAGAAUACGCCCUUGUGUUUAUAGAGUAGAAAUUUAGGCAGCAUUUCAGACGUUUUUGGCAUGUCUUGAUGAAAAGGGGCGGGGUCAAGUAGCUGCGUUCCUACAUGGGCGGGGCCAGAAAAAAUAAGUCCGGAAAUGUAGAAACUAGACAUGAGAAAAUAGACAUGAGUAAUUUAUUUUGAAAGCAAUUUUUCUAACGAUUUUUUGUUUCUAAAUAUUACACACUGUACAUACUCUAAACUAAACUCUUUUUUUAAAUAAAACUCUCUGUAAGUAACAAAAAAACAAUAAAAAUAAAUAAAUAAAAUUUCUUGUGAACUCUCA